Cyprinus carpio (common carp) is the source of this 2135-nucleotide messenger RNA. RefSeq names its product NACHT, LRR and PYD domains-containing protein 1a allele 5-like. Gene Ontology annotation, biological process: mRNA export from nucleus; regulation of DNA-templated transcription elongation. The transcript is spliced from 15 exons. Lineage: Eukaryota; Metazoa; Chordata; Actinopteri; Cypriniformes; Cyprinidae. Gene Ontology annotation, cellular component: THO complex part of transcription export complex. The coding region runs from base 422 to 1789 and encodes 455 amino acids. The record is from RefSeq and is a predicted model, not a curated record.
UGUGUGUGUGCGCCACUGUGUGUCAGUGUGUGCAUGAAUGGGCUCUGCUUUGACUGGCGUUAUUGUCUCUCAUCUGCAAACCUCAGGUCGCGGAAGCACCGGCGGGAUUCUGCGGCUGUCGCUGCGCGAAUAAUGGUGGCACACAUGGCGCAUCACGGAGACACGACGCCGCGGAGCGAUGGGAAUGGAGAGGUUUCACCAUCAGACCUGAAGGAUCAUCCUGCUGAAAGUUCUCACAGCAGUACAGAUAACACAUCGACGGAGGAGAGCUCGGAGGAAGAGGAGGCCCACGAGGAGGAAGAGGAAAGAGAUUCAGGUUCAGAUUUGAUCACUGUGUACAAUCUGUUCUGGUGAACUAGAAAACACUCCUUAUGAUCUACUAAAAUAUUAGUAUCUGAACAGGAAGAUAUCUUGCAGUAAGAUGAAGUGCACUGAAAGCCUAACAUACAACUCCGACACGAGACCCAGAGCAGAACCUCACACCGCCUCAGCCGAGCCGCUUCAGUCCUGCUGUGAGAAGUGCAGAGCUCUGAAGAAUCCCAAAUUCGAGCUGGUCACCCCCAGGAAAAUAUCUCGAGAUCGGCUACAGCUGCAGCUGGAUGCGGAGGGUGUGUACGAGUGUUCAGACACUGGGCUGGUGUUCGAGGUCUCUCAGCGUGUCAAGAUCACCUACUGCGUUCUCUCCUGGAGCAAGUUUAGCACAUACUUGACCGGAUCUUGGAAAUUCGCUGGUCCCAUUUUCGACGUGGACUGCGAUCCGUCUAUUCUCAAAUCCGUCCAGUUCCCACACUCACUGUGUCUGGCAGCAGACAAAGACAACGAAGUGAAGUUCAGCGUGCUGCAUGUGAAGAACAGCCGUGGACUGAUCGAGCCCUCGGCGGAUCACUCCGGCAGUCACGUCAGGUGGAACGUGUCGUCGUCUCUUUCUCCCGUGGGUCCGAUUGUUCAGACGUCUAAAUCUGCAGAGCAUCAUGGGGUGGUGCAGGUGUUCAAGGAGGUGGGUCAUGAGAACUCCUUCUCCUUCAGAGUUUACCUGGCUGGAAACAACUGCUCUGACAUCAAGGACAUCAGGAGGGCCGUUCGGCGGGCGAACAACUGUAAGAACAACAAGAGGUACAUACAAGUAGACAAGCCUCCCACCUGCAUGCUGGAGGAGAACAGGAGGUACCGUCUGAUCAGCGAGCCCAUGGGUCACAUCACACCGGAGGACAUGCUCUUCUCUCCUGUCAUCGUGGAGGUGAAGGGCUACUUCGAGGUCUUCUUCGAGGAGAGUCCUCCCUUCAAGCUGUCCUUGACUGAUGCUGACUCGGGUCACACCGUAUGGACCGCUACCAUCAGAGAGGGAGACUGUGUACAUCAUCUAGAUGAAAACCCCAGAAAACCAUCAAAAGGCAGAAAGAGACAAAGUAGCACGUCAGAGGAAGAGCUCUGUCACAAACGCAGUAAGAAAGCUCGCGGCAUUGACGAGCCCGACUGUAACGCGACGGCCGCGGCUCCGGACCUGACGGACCAGCAGCUGAUGCAGGUGGCCAAACGCAUGGGGAGGGAGUGGAAGGUGGUGGCCAUCAGCUGUCUGGGCCUCAGCAAGCAGGACCUGGAGGAGAUGGAGGCCGCCGAGGAGAGCGUGACCAUGCUGAAGUUCAACAUGCUGGAGCGCUGGAGACGGCGACAGCCCAAGGGAAAAGCGGGAAUUCAGGAUCUCCACAAAUGUUUGAAAGACAACGAUGAUGUGCCGAAUGAGGUCAUUGCUGUUCUGGACGAGAUGCUACAAAAUAAUUCCACUACAUGAGCUUCAACUGUGAGAUGAGCACACGUCUGUCCACCUGUCUGGAGUCUGGGUGUCUGACCGAUCAUUUUAACCACUGAUAGAGAGCGAUGAAGACGUCCUGAAAGAGAAGUCCUGAGGUGUGUGCUCGUACUGGAAUCUGGAGCUUUCAGGAAGAACUUCAGGAGAACUGAGCUCUGUAGAUACUUGACGCUCUUAGUACAUCUGGUACAUUUUUGUAUGUAGCUCUUUGUACAUUUUUAGAUACUGUACAUAUUUGAAUGUCUUUGUAAGGAUUGUAAGUAGAGCUCAGUUUGUUUUGUUGAAUUAUGAGCCGUGAUCAUAUGUAUUGGUUUUUUUAAGGACCAGA